AAAAACACCAAACAAUAUGACUUAAAGAUAUUAUAAUUUAAUUAUAUACUAUACUAUACAUACGAUCAUUUUUGCCUAUAAAAUAAAGGGCCGACUUACGACCGGUCGUAAGUCGAUGACGACCUGUAAUUGCAAACUAAAAACACGGGUUAUCUCAGAUAGUCUCAAAUGUAUUGAUUGCCUUAUUGGUUUUGUAAAGAAGAUAUAUGAUGCCCAUGGUAUGAUUAAUAGCCCAUGCGAUCACAUGCUGAAGGUCAGCAUACACAUUAACCGAAGACUGAAGAGGAAGGUCUUUGAAGGUGAUCGGCUGACCUGAAGGGACGGUAGGGCAUCCUUCAGUGGGAGACGAGCAGAGCACCAUCAAACACCGACACUGUGAGUCAGCACCCCAGCCAUGGAGCAGAAGAGACGCGUGGGGUACGCAAUUCAACGUGAGGUGCUGGACGAGCAGAAUGUGGAGGAAUUGGCAGAGAAAUCAGAUGCCAAGACUCCCCUCUCAGAAAAGAUAAAGAAGUCACUGAGGUGUUCAGGGCCCAGGGUGAAACGCUCCAUGCUGAGCUGUGUUCCUAUUGUUUCCUGGCUGCGCCGGUACUCGCUGAGGGACUGGGCCAUCGGAGACCUGGUGUCAGGCAUCAGUGUGGGCAUCAUGCACCUGCCCCAGGGAAUGGCGUACGCCCUGCUGGCUGCCGUUCCCCCGGUCUUUGGACUCUACUCUUCUUUCUACCCCAUCUUGGUUUACUUCAUCUUUGGGACAUCUCGCCACAUCUCAGUGGGCACCUAUGCGGUGAUGAGCGUGAUGAUCGGAGGGGUGACAGAACGCAUCGCCCCGGACUCCAACUUCUUAAUUUGGGACAAUGUGACCAACACGAGUGUGAUGGACACCUAUACCCGUGACCACGAGAGGGUGAAGAUCGCCGCUGCGGUCACCUUUCUGUCUGGCAUUUUACAGGUUUUGCUGGGUAUGGUGCAGUUCGGUUUUGUGGUGACCUAUCUCUCUGAGCCACUGGUCAGGGGAUACACCACUGCUGCCGCCAUCAAUGUUAUUGUCUCCCAGCUCAAAUACUUCUUCGGAAUCCAACCGGAACGUUUCAGCGGGCCUUUCUCCCUGAUUUACACGGUGAUUGAUGUUUGCUACUUGCUUCCGAAGACAAACAUUGGAACUCUUGUGGUCAGUAUUGUGACCACGGUCGGCCUUAUUGGUGCCAAAGAGGUCAACUCACUUCUUGCCCGCAAACUACCAGUACCCAUUCCUGUGGAACUGCUGGCUAUCAUCAUAGCCACAGUGAUUUCCUGGCAGUUCAACCUAGAUACAAAAUAUGGAGUGGAGGUAGUGGGACCCAUCCCAUCUGGCCUCCAGCCCCCGAUGGUACCCGAGGUCUCCAUUCUUGGACAGGUUAUAGGAGAUGCUUUCGCUUUGGCCAUUGUUGGAUAUGGCAUUGCCAUUUCCCUGGGCAGAAUAUUUGCACUCAAAUAUGGCUACAGAGUGGACAGCAACCAGGAGCUGAUAGCCUUGGGCCUCAGUAACACGGUUGGAGGGCUGUUCCAGUGCUUCGCCAUCAGUUGCUCCAUGUCCCGCAGUCUUGUCCAGGAGAGCACUGGAGGAAAAACUCAGGUGGCUAGUGCUAUCUCAGCUUUUGUGAUUCUCAUCAUUUUGUUGAAGAUUGGAGAGCUCUUUGAGCAGCUUCCUAAGGCAGUGCUGGCAGCCAUCAUUUACGUGAACCUGCAUGGGAUGAUGAAGCAGUUCAGUGACAUCCGCAUACUCUGGAGGACUAACCGAGUGGACAUGGUUGUGUGGAUCGCCACCCUGAUCCUCACUGUGCUGUUUAACCCCGACAUGGGCUUGGCAGCCUCCAUCGCCUUCUCCAUACUCACCGUCAUCUUCAGGACUCAGCUGCCUCAGUACUCCAUCCUUGGCCAGGUCAAGGGCACUGAUAUCUAUAGACCCAUCAACAAGUACAAACAGGCGUACCAGCUGCCAGGCUUGUUUAUUUUUCGCUCUUCUGCCACGCUGUACUUCGCCAACGCUGAGAUGUAUGCAGAUGCCCUUUCAGCAAAGAGUGGGAUUGAUAUCACCAAGAUCCUGACACGUAAGAGGAAGCAAGAUCUAAAGAAGCUGAGGAGGGAGAAGAAAGAGGCCAAAAAGGCCAAGAAGGAGGCAAAGAAGGCGGCCAAGAUGGAGACCAAGAUGGAGGCCAAGAUGGAGGCCAAGAUGGAUUCUGAUACAGAGGCGGAACCGGAGACUGAAACGGACGAAUAUGAAUUGGAAGAACCCGAACCCCCGCAGAUCAGUACCGUGGCAACGGUGGAAGGGAAUUUUCAGACAGACCGCGCCCUUCCUCACGCCAUCAUCCUGGACCUGAGUCCUGUGAAUUUCCUGGAUACUGUGGGAGUGAAGACAUUGCGCAAUAUCCAGAAAGACUAUGGGGAAAUCGGGGUGGAAGUCAUUUUGGCAGGCUGUCAGCCCUGUGUUGUGGAGAGUCUGGAGAGAGGAGAGUUCUUCAGUGAGAAAGUCACCAAGGGAUGCCUCUUCUCUUCGCUUCAUGAUGCGGUGCUUCAUUGUCAGAAAGAUGAGGCCAGGCAGCACAUAACUGACCAGGUUUUGGCAGGAACUCACUUGUAAAAUCCUGGAUAAAAUUACAGUGGGACAAGCUGAAGAUCCAGCAGAAAAAUAUGCAUAGAGACUUGUUGUAACCACUGCCAUUACUAUUUCCUGAGUAAUGUUUAAGGCACCAUUUACUUAUUCCUAAGUUGAGGUUUAUUUAUUUAUUUGCUUUUUUCCUGAAAAAUAAAUCCUUCUUUUCCAUUGAA
This is a messenger RNA of Paramormyrops kingsleyae, 2808 nucleotides long. RefSeq names its product solute carrier family 26 member 6-like. Gene Ontology annotation, biological process: sulfate transmembrane transport. Gene Ontology annotation, molecular function: secondary active sulfate transmembrane transporter activity. Gene Ontology annotation, cellular component: membrane. The record is from RefSeq and is a predicted model, not a curated record. Lineage: Eukaryota; Metazoa; Chordata; Actinopteri; Osteoglossiformes; Mormyridae.